CCCAGAAAGUCUCCUGAUUCCUUCCUCGUCAACCAGCUGCAGACAAAGAAAUGGCGUUUCGAACAGCUUGGAGAAAUAAGUAUGCUUUAUCGGGCAUUUUUUCCCAGCUGUCCUCAAGCAGCCGCCAUGGUCAUGGGCAAGUCAGAUUGUGUGCAUCGACCGUGCUUUCUUCUCAGCAGAGGAGCAACUCUACAUCGUCAAGAAUUACAGUAGAUUUUGACCAGAAAUCAGGCGUAGCCGUUAUGCAGCUGAAGAAUCCUCCUGUCAACAGCCUCAGUUUGGACUUCCUCACUGAGAUUUGCAUCAACUUGGAGAAACUAGAGAUGGACAAGAGUUGCAGAGGCCUCAUCAUCACCUCUAGUCUACCUAAAGUUUUCUCAGCUGGACUGGACAUUUUGGAGAUGUAUGGUAAAAGUCCUGAAAGCUGUGGGGCAUUCUGGAAAGCUGUUCAGGAAAUGUGGCUGAAAUUAUACAGCUCUAACAUGGUCACAAUAGCUGCAAUCAAUGGUUCCAGUCCCGCAGGCGGCUGUCUAAUGUCAAUGACAUGUGACCAUAGGAUAAUGGCUGACAACCCGCGGUACAGCAUCGGCCUUAAUGAGACUCAGCUUGGCAUAGUGGCGCCUUUUUGGUUUAAGGACACCAUGGUUAAUACAGUAGGCCAUCGGACCACUGAGAUGGCCUUGGGUCUCGGGUUACUCUACAGCCCAACAGAGGCUCUGAAGAUAGGACUGGUGGACCAGAUAGUACCAGAAGAUAAGCUCAUGACCACAUCGGAGCAAGUAAUGGCCAAGUGGCUGGCCAUUCCAGACCAUGCCAGACAAAUCACCAAGUCCAUGAUGAGGAAGCCAACAGUCGACAAGUUGACAUCCAAAAGAGAGGCCGACAUUCAAAACUUUGUGAGCUUCAUCACAAAAGACGCAAUCCAGAAGUCACUCCAAAUGUAUCUUGAGAUGCUCAAAAAAAGAAAGGCAUAAUGAGACUUUGUAAGUAACUAAAGGCUGCAUCAUCUUAGAUUUAUCACGAGCUGAGAUUAUAAUGUCAGUGUCUAGUCCUGCUACUUGAGUGUGGACGAUCAGUAUCAGCAAAAGAAUGUACAUAUCCAUAUAUUGAAGGUCUGCUUGUAUGCUAUAUAAUAUCCCGGUCUAAUUAAACUUGCUUAAGGGUAUGUGCCCUGAGCACAAAUCUAGCUCAUCAGAGGUCAGGUAACCUAAACCUCAUCAUGGAAGUGCCUGACCCACCUGUAUUAUGGUGCAUUCUGUCUUUUUACCCUGGACUCAGUUUAAACCUUUUAUUGGUAUCUAGUUUCUGAAAAAUAUUAGGCAUUCAUACAUGCACUUGUUGUUUAGGGUGUGUGUACAAUGAUAAAAGUCGACUUUUUGUUCGGCCCUGCAUACCUGAAGUGUAUUUACUUUAAUGCCACUGUUGAUUAAUUGACAAAAAAAUCAGUGUGUAACUGUAACAUACUAAAAGAAACUGGGGUUUGACAUGUCAAUAAAUAAAACAAUCGCUCUACAAACUGCUCUUUUGAGUUGUCCUGGCUUUUGCCUAUAGAUUUUCAACAUGGAAUACUGCAAAAGAGUUAAAGAACAUUGUUUGACCAUUAUUAUAUUGAAAAAUGUAUUGUACACUUUGGCUACGUUCACAACGCUGUAACAGGCCAUCACGUGUCGCGGUGUUUACAGAAGUACAGCAAAGGCUCCGCCCUCAUGCUUUUGUGGCAAAUUUGAGGAUUUUAUGCUGCCGGAGCUAGCAUAUUUUUUAACCUGAUGGCUUCUGAUAAACAUUAGACUUUCAUAUAUUUUAGAUUCAUUACACACAACUGAAGUACUUCAAGC
This is a messenger RNA of Corythoichthys intestinalis (scribbled pipefish), 1835 nucleotides long. RefSeq names its product enoyl-CoA delta isomerase 1 (gene eci1). The transcript has 7 exons. Gene Ontology annotation, biological process: fatty acid beta-oxidation. Gene Ontology annotation, cellular component: mitochondrion. Bases 51 to 974 code for a protein of 307 amino acids. Gene Ontology annotation, molecular function: delta(3)-delta(2)-enoyl-CoA isomerase activity. The record is from RefSeq and is a predicted model, not a curated record. Lineage: Eukaryota; Metazoa; Chordata; Actinopteri; Syngnathiformes; Syngnathidae.